Molecule: messenger RNA, 591 nt
Organism: Trichomonas vaginalis G3
Lineage: Eukaryota; Parabasalia; Trichomonadida; Trichomonadidae
Product: disulfide-isomerase A6 family
Exons: 1
Coding region: 1-591 (196 amino acids)
Cellular component (GO): endoplasmic reticulum
Molecular function (GO): protein disulfide isomerase activity
Source: RefSeq, a predicted model, not a curated record
AUGAAUCCGCAGAACGAAAAGCCAUUCUUUUUGAUGUUUACAUCGUCAUCUUGUCCACAUUGUGUUAAUGCAAAGCCAAUUUUCGAAGACGCCGGAAGAGAAUUGAGUGAAUUCGUUGAAUUCAAGGAAAUCAAAUCAAGUGAUGAAGCUGCUCUCGCAAGUAAAUUCAGAGUUCUCUACGUUCCUGCAUUUUUCUUUGUUGAUAAAGGAGAAAUUUCUCAAUACAGCAUGACAUUAACUAAAGAUAGACUUGUUUCUUUUAUUGGCGGUAAGUUAUCUAAAAAUGUCAAAAAAUUACAAAAGAAACUAGAAAAACUAGAAGAUUCAGUAAUAGUUUUCACAAAAAGAUUUACAGCACCAUCUAAUAUAGCAUUUGCUUCAUGCAAAUUGUCGAACAGCAACUUAAAAUUCUACAUGGUUAAUAAACAAAAUUUAGCAAAGGAAUUUCAAGUUGAACAAGUUCCAUCCAUACUUCUUAUUAAAGAUGGCGUAACAACAACAUACACAGGACCAGAAGAUUUCAACAAUUUGUAUAAACAGAUCUGUAAUCAUUUUGGAAUUCAACAAUCCGAAAAGAAUACAGAUCUUUGA